UGUGCGCACGCGCAGUCCGCAUUUCGGGGAUGGGUCUAUCGAAUGAAAUCAAGAUGGCGACUCUGGCAAAAGCGCCAAGGCACAUAGUGAAGUAGAUGAGCAAAGUUGAGCGCUUCUGCGGGGUUUCUUCGCGCCCCAGCGGGGGUCUGGCGAAACAUGAAGACCUCGGGCGUCGUUUGGAGGCGCUAUUGACCGGGAUUUGAGAGUCAGCGAGAUGUGCGAGAGCUAUGCCCGCUCGCUGCUGCGUGUUUCGGUGGCGCAGAUCUGCCAGGCUCUCGGCUGGGAUGCAGUUCAAGUCACGGCGUGCGAUCUGCUGUCCGACGUGCUGCAUCGUUACAUCCAGCAGAUGGGCAGAGUGUGUCAUCGCUACUCGGAGCUCUAUGGGAGGACAGACCCAGUCCUGGAGGAUGUGAGCCAGGCUUUCAGGCUGCUGGGAGUGAGUCUGAACGAGCUGGACGAUUAUGUCAACAAUCUGGAACCCGUGGCCUUCCCCAAUCAGUUGCCAACCUUUCCCGUCAGCAAGAACAAUGUCCUGCAGUUUCCUCCGCCCGGCGCCCUCGAGGCGGAAGAGAGGAAAGACUAUAUUCCUGAUUACAUGCCACCCCUGGUCUCCUUACAAGAAGAAGAGGAGGAGGAAGAAGUCCUUCCCGACAUGGGCACCUCUGCCGAAGCCAUGCAGGUGGCGCUGGAAGAGGAGGGGGAAGAGUUUGAGGACAACGAGACUGUCAAUGAUGAGAACUACCCUCUGAAGAGGCACCUGGACAGCCCCGAUGCAGACUUGGGCAUGAUGCCGACGUCCAAACGGCCACGGAUGCUCCCCGGCCUGAGCCCCGAAUGGGGUGUGGAGCCCAGGGAGCCCCUUACCUCCCUCAACUCUCAGCGUGUACCCCCGGGCAUACUGCCCUCUCACGACAGCCUUGACCCCAUGUCACCCGAAGCACCCUCAGGAGCCAUGCCCUCCUUCAGACCUCAGCCUAUGAUUCCAAAAUACCCGGAUCAGAAGGCCCUCGCCACCCCUGGAAGAAAGCCUAAAGUCUCAUCGCCUGUUAGACAAAGGACUAAGUCCCCUAAGGGGGUCAUUGCCGCCUCGGGGGGCGGCAGUCCCAUCCACUCUCCGAAACAUUCUAAGGAGAGGAAGAAAUCUCCAGGCCGGACAAAGAGUCCGAAAAGUCCCAGGAGUCCCAAGAUGGUUCCGGGCAAAGCGCCUCCGCCUCAGGUCAAGGUCGAAAUCGUGCACAAGGUGCCGUUGUCCGUACUGAGCGAGAGGAUGGGGAAAGAAAACAUCCACAUGCGUCAGAACGUGGAGGACAAGGACUUGGCCGAGGGCUCCUUCAUCAAAAUGGAGCCUGACAACACGGCCAUCGAAGAUUCCAUCAGCGCCGUGAUCGCCAGAGCGUGCUCGGAACGGGAGCCCGAUCCUUUCGCCUUUUCUUCGGGCUCUGAUUCGGAGAGCAACGGCUUCUCCAGCCCUAGGAGACUGACUAUAAUGGAGGCGACGACGCCCAAAGCGCCGCCGGGGGUUGCCGGCAUAUCCGCCGGCAUAUCCGCCGGCAUACCCGCGGGCAUAUCCGCCGGCAUAUCCGCUAGAGACACGUCGACGCCGCUUCAGCCUCAGCUGCACCUGGGCCAGGGAAAGUGGACCAUGGACGACUCCAUCGACGAGGUGAUCCGAAAGGUGCACCAGCCGCCCAAUCACGAGGAAUACGUCUCGUCCGGAUCGGCGUCGCCGCCAACGCCCGAACCCCUGCUGAAGCUGUUGGAGGAGAAGACCAUGUUUGUGUCGCCGGCAGACGUCAAGAAGAAGCUGAAGAAGGAGCUGAAGACGAAACUGAAGAAGAAGGAGAAAGACAAGCCCAAAGACAAAGAGCGGGAGAAGGACAAGAGCAAGGUGAAAGAGAAGAACAAGGACAAGAACCGGGAGAAGAACAAGGACUUUUCCAAGGACAGCAAGCUUCUGUGGAAGGAGUUCGGCAUGAAAGACGACGAGCACUUCAGUCAGCGGGACUUCACUCUGCCCGAGGGCUCCAUCAAGAUCAAGUCCAGAGACGGGGAGGGCCCCAAGAAAGAGAAGGAGAAGCACAAGGACAAGAAGAAGGACAAGGACAAGAAUAAGAGGGACAAGGAGAAGAAAGAGAAGGGCAAAGACAAGAGCAAGGACGAGCGGCAGAAACAAGCGGCCCUCGACCCCGUCGCCCUGGGGGAGGUCUCGGCCCUCUUUAGUCCCUCCUCCUGCCUGCGCAUGCCCUCCCUGGUGCCCGUCCUGCAGGACAGCAAGGAUGCCAAGGGCAAGGAGAAGGACAAGAAGAAAGACAAGAAGGAGAAGAAGAAGAAGAAGGACAAGGAGAAGGACAAGGAGCGGGAGAAGGCCAAGGAGAAGGAGAGGGAGAAGGAGGAAAAGAGGAAGGAGAAGGAGAGGGAGAAAGAAAAGCGGGAGAAGGAAAAGGAGAGAGAGAAGGAGAGGAUUCGAUUGGAGAAGGUGAAGGUGGAGGCUCCGGUCGCUGCUCCUUCUCCUGUCAUCCCCAGAUUGACGCUCCGAGUCGGUGCUGGACAAGACAAAAUUGUUAUCAGCAAAGUGGUUCCUAACUCGGAGUCAAAGACGCCCGCGCCCAAGAUCCCCGCCACCAAGGCCACACCCAGUCGUCCCCGGUCGCCUCCGCCGCCCCCCAUCCUCACCCCGGUCAUGCCUCUUCUGCCGCCUCCGCCCUCGCCGCUGCCUCCGCCCCCAGUGCCCUCAUUGCUCGCGCCGUCCCCUCUGCUGUCCCCCGCCGCCUCGCUGAAAACGCCCGUUCGCAGCGUGGUGACCGAGACGGUCAGCACCUACGUGAUCCGAGACGAGUGGGGCAACCAGAUCUGGAUCUGUCCUGGAUGCGACAAGCCAGACGACGGCAGCCCCAUGAUAGGAUGUGACGACUGCGACGACUGGUAUCACUGGCUGUGCGUGGGCAUCCUCACAGCGCCCCCUGCAGACCAGCAGUGGUUUUGUAUCAAAUGUGCCAGCAAGAAGAAGGACAAAAAACACAAGAAGAGGAAACACAAACUGCAUUGAGGUGGUGCAAAGAAGAAGAAGAAGAAGAAGAAGAAGGCGACACAUGGAAGGUGAAGGUGGGGACUUUUUGUGUGCCACUCAGAGGAAGAAACUAGGGGGUGGGGGCUCAUUUUUAUCCAUGAGGCAGCCAAAACGAAAAAACAAACAAAAAAAAAGUUCUCUGCUUCUGUGCACGAAGACGACACCGAGCAUCCAUCGUCUUUUUUCCCCGCUCUCCCGCCUUCCUGCCCGUCAUGUACAUAAUAGCGCUGAGGGUGUAUAAAGCUGUAAAUACCAACACGCCCACAGGAAAUAACUCCCAUCAAUAUCGCUUUUUUAACCCAAAAUGAAGCCCGUGUCAUUUCUGUACAUUUUUAAAAAAAUUGAAAGUUUGUAUUUUAUUUCUCCCCCCCCCACGUAUUUUUUUUUGUAUGUGUGUGUGUGCGUGUGUGUGUGUGUGUGUGUGUGUGUGUGUGUGCCGCAGUCGUACUGCGGCUUGUGUGUGAUAUGAAUCAUUUCAAUCGUGUUUCUACAUUAAAGGUGAAAAAAAAAAACAGUCUGUGCGCUCACGCAGACUUUAAGACGGAAAUCUCCCGACCAU
Messenger RNA from Nerophis ophidion (straightnose pipefish), 3626 nucleotides. RefSeq names its product TAF3 RNA polymerase II, TATA box binding protein (TBP)-associated facto (gene taf3). Gene Ontology annotation, cellular component: transcription factor TFIID complex. The record is from RefSeq and is a predicted model, not a curated record. Lineage: Eukaryota; Metazoa; Chordata; Actinopteri; Syngnathiformes; Syngnathidae. The transcript is spliced from 7 exons. Gene Ontology annotation, molecular function: protein heterodimerization activity. Bases 215 to 3046 code for a protein of 943 amino acids.